Messenger RNA from Trichosporon asahii var. asahii CBS 2479, 708 nucleotides. Its product is annotated as 3,4 dihydroxy-2-butanone-4-phosphate synthase. The record is from RefSeq and is a predicted model, not a curated record. Bases 1 to 708 code for a protein of 235 amino acids. Lineage: Eukaryota; Fungi; Basidiomycota; Tremellomycetes; Trichosporonales; Trichosporonaceae. The transcript has 3 exons. Gene Ontology annotation, molecular function: 3,4-dihydroxy-2-butanone-4-phosphate synthase activity. Gene Ontology annotation, cellular component: mitochondrial intermembrane space; cytosol. Gene Ontology annotation, biological process: aerobic respiration; riboflavin biosynthetic process.
AUGUCUGCCCCGACCAGAGUCGCCAACCCGCCCGUUGAGGUCCCGGUCCCUUUCAAGUUCGACCCCAUCGAGGAGGCCAUCGCCGCCAUCAAGAAUGGCGAGUUCGUCGCCGUCAUGGACGACGAGGACCGCGAGAACGAGGCCGACCUCAUCUGCUCUGCCGCCAAGGUUACUACGGAGGGAAUGGCGUGGUUUGUCAAGUGGACUAGCGGCUAUGUCUGUCUCUCGACGACGCAGAAGCGUCUGACGGAGCUGAACCUUACGCCUCUACUUUCGCCUGCCGGCGCCAACGAGGACGCCAAGGGCACUGCUUACCACCUCACGAUUGACGCGAACGCCGCCAAGCACCCCGUGCACACCGGCAUCUCGGCGCACGACCGCGCCCUCUGCUCCCGACUCGUCGCCGAGGGUGCUCCUGCCGACGACUUCACCCGCCCCGGACACAUCAUGACGCUUCGCUACACCCCUGGCGGUGUCAGGAACCGUACCGGACAUACGGAGGCUGCUGUUGACCUGUGCUACCUCGCCGACCUGCCGCCCGCGGGCCUGCUGUGCGAGCUUGUGCACCCGACCGACCCCGCCGGAUCGAUGGCGCGCCGAGACGACUCGUGGAAGUUUGCGCGCGAGUGGGGCCUCAAGGUCAUCUCGAUCGCGGACCUGCAGGCGUACCUCAACUCGGAGAAGGGCGCCAAGGUCCCGACGGCUUAA